Molecule: messenger RNA, 396 nt
Organism: Marmota flaviventris (yellow-bellied marmot)
Lineage: Eukaryota; Metazoa; Chordata; Mammalia; Rodentia; Sciuridae
Source: RefSeq, a predicted model, not a curated record
AUGAAACCCAGGAAGGUGGUGUUGGUCCUGGCCGGACGCUUCUCUGGACGCAAAGCUGUCAUUGUGAAGAACAUUGAUGAUGGCACAUCAGACUAUCCCUGCAGCCAUGCUCUGGUGGCUGGAAUCGACCGCUAUCCCCACAAAGUGACAGCUGCCCUGGGCAAGAAGGAAAUUGCCAAAAGGUCAAAGGUGAAGUCUUUUGUGAAGGUUUAUAACUGCAGUCACCUCCUUCCCACAGGUGCUCUGUGGGUAUCCCCUGGACAAAACUGUCAUCAACAGGAUGUCUUUAGAGAGCCUGCUCUUAGACGUAAGGCCAGUAGGGAGACCCAGGUGAAGUUUGACAAGGGGUACAAGAUGGGCAAGAACAAAUGGUUCUUCCAGAGCUUCAGAGAGUGA